AUGGCGGAUGCAGUGCUUGGUUCCACUACACAAGUUCUAGUGCAGACGGCAAUAAACUUGGCUUCCGAACAAAUUGGCCAGUUUGUUGGCUUCAAGAAAGAUUUGCAGAAACUGAAAGAUACGUUGACUCUGAUCCAGGCUUUCCUUAGUGACGCAGAGAAAAAGCAGGUGACUGAAAAUUCCGUGAAGCUUUGGCUGGAGCAUCUUGAACGCGUGGCUUUCGAUGCUGAAAAUUUGCUGGAUGACUUCAACUAUGAAAUGAUUCGACGCAAAGUUGAGAUCCGAAACCAAAUGAAGAGGAAGGUAUGCUUCUUCUUCUCAGUCUCCAAUCCCAUUGCAUUUCGUUGCAGAAUGGCCAGAAAAAUUCAGAAAAUCAAUAUGGAUUUGAUAAGUAUCCAUGAACGAAGAACAACACUUGGUCUUCUCCGGUCACAGAAUGACGCCAGAGAUGCACCUGCUAUUUCAUCUCCCGGCGGAGAAGCAUUUAUGAAGAACAAAGAGACUGACUCUGUCACUGUUGAUGUGAGUUUUGUUGGAAGAGAUGGUGAUGUUUCAGCAAUAGUAGCACAAUUGACUGCCACGAAUAAUAAUGAAACUAUCUCCGUUCUUCCUAUAGUAGGGAUGGGCGGUAUUGGGAAGACCACCUUGGCUCGAAAAGUUUUUAAUCACCCAAAGAUUGAAAAAUAUUUUGAGAAGAGAAUGUGGGUAUGCGUGUCAGAUGAUUUCAAUGCCAAUAGGCUUUUUGGUUUGAUGCUAGAAUCACUGAAACUCCCAAUGCUUGAAGUUGCGGGUAGGGAUUCUAGGGAAGCCAGAGUCAAUAAGCUUAAGGAACUAUUGGAUGGUAAAAAGUAUCUGCUGGUCUUGGAUGAUGUGUGGAAUAAGGAGUCCAGACUCUCCAGACCAUGGAAUGAGUUUCUUGGGUCUUUGAAAGGUACUAGCCAAGCCAUGGGGAGUUGGAUUCUUGUGACCACUCGUGAGCGACAAGUGGCAGACAGCACUAGAAUUUCUUCUCCUCGAGAUUACUCCUUGAAACAAUUAUCAUAUGAUCAAUGUUGGCUCAUUCUCAAAGAAAAUGCAUUUGGUACUGGGGAAGUGUCGGAUGGGCUGCAAGAUACAGGGUUGAAGAUUGCGCAGAGAUGCCAAGGCUUACCACUGGCUGCAAGUGUUCUCGGUGGCAUGUUGCGCAACAAGGGACCAGAUGAAUGGCAAAACUUAGUGAGUGGGCUUCAAAGUUUAGGUGGAGGUGAAAACAAUGACGUUAACGAAAUUUUGAAGUUAAGCUUCGACCAUCUUCCAUAUCCAUCUCUUAAGAAGUGUUUUGCAUAUUGUUCAAUUUUUCCUGAGGAUUUUGAAAUAAAAAGGAAUCAACUAAUCCAACUGUGGGCUGCAGAAGGAUUUCUUCAGUCAAAUCCAACAAAAAAAAUGUCUAUGGAGGAAGUUGGUAACAGGUACUUUACCAUUUUGUUGGAUAGCAACUUGUUUCAAGAUGCAAAGAAGGAUGCUUAUGGGAAUGUUUUGUACUGCAAAAUGCAUGAUCUUGUGCAUGAUAUGGCACAAUCCAUUUCUGAAUGUAAAACUUUAAGGUUGAAAGAGUCAACAGAAGCUGAUUUUCAUGACAAGAGUUUUCGGUAUCUUGCAAUUGAGAGAAGUGAAGAAGAAAUACUACCAUUUCCACAGAAGGAGAGUUUCAGGUACAUAACAACAUUAUUUUUACUGGAGAACAGAUCAAUUGAUGAUGGUUUGAUCAUCUUUUUGGCUUGCUUGCGAGUGCUAAACAUAGCUUCAUCAGAUGCGAAGGAGCUUCCUAAAUCAAUUGGCAAGUUGUCUCAUUUAAGGUAUCUCGAUUCAUCAAAUACUCCAAUGGAAACUUUGCCGGACUCUCUUUGCAAACUUUACAAUCUACAGACGUUAAGACUUCGAAAUUGUGAAUCAUUGACAAAGUUUCCAAACAAUUUCAAGAAUUUGGUGAAUCUGAGGCACUUUGACUUUUUCCACAAGGAUAAAUCAAGUGAUCUAAUGCCUCUUGAAAUCGGACAAUUGCGUUCUCUCCAAACAUUGCCAUUUUUAAAUAUUGGUAAAGAGGCCGGUCGACAAAUUGGACAAUUGGGGAGUUUAAAGAAUCUCAGUGGAAGUUUUGAAAUACGAAAUCUGCAAUUGGUGACUAGUAUGGAAGAAGCCAAGUCUGCGAAACUGAUUGACAAGCCAAACAUUGAUGAGUUGAAAUUAUUGUGGAAUAAAAUAGAAAAUCCGAGAGAGAAUGACAGUGAAUGUAAUCAAGUGUUGGAAGGCUUGCAUCCUCACCAAAAUUUGAAGUGUUUGAUAAUUGAAAGAUUUUUUGGUGAUAAACUUUCUACAUGGAUUGGAGAACUUGGGAGAUUGGUGAAAUUUAAAUUGCAAAAUUGCAAAAACUGCAAAGAGUUACCAACUCUUGGACACAUGCCCUUCCUCAGAUCUCUUCACUUGGAAGGACUUGAUAGCAUAACAAGCAUAGGCCCUUCUUUUUAUGGCAGAUCAGGUGUGCAUAGUGGCAGUACCAGUCAAAGGCCCCUAAACUUGUUUCCAGCACUUGAAGAUCUCAUUCUAGAAAAUAUGCAAAAUUUGAGGGAAUGGACGGAAGCAACAGUUCAUGAUGGGACAGUGGUAGUGUUUCCGGUCCUUCAUACGGUAAGGAUUACUGAUUGCCCUCAAUUAGCCACUUUUCCAAGUCAUUUUCCACAUCUUAAGGAAUUGAACAUCGAGAAAAUCCAAAAUGGAUCAGCAUUAAUAACACAUAUUUGUAGUGGAGUCAGCACUCUCACUAGACUUUCUAUUGAGAGUGUGACUGGACUCACCAAAUUACCAAAUAUGUUAUUCCAAAAUAAUCCCAAGCUUGCAGAUCUCGAAUUAAGAGAUUGUGAAGAUUUGGCCCAAUUCUUGGAUUUUUCAUUUGAUGUUCCUCAAACUUCAAAAGGACCAAAUUACCAAUCAGUAGCUGAGCACACUUGUAUCGACAAUAAUGCUCCUCAACAUUUGGUUGGCCUUGAUUCCCUAGAGUCAAUUUCAAUCCCCAAGGGAAGAAAAUACCUCACUGCCUUGCGACAUUUAUGGAUUGUGGCCUGCAAUGGGUUGACCCACUUGUCCAUCCCCCAAAUAUCUGAGUCAGAGUGGGAUUCCACUUCUUCACCCUUCUCCUCCUCCAGUAAUUGUCCUUCUCCUCUUUCUCUUGAGAGACUGGAAAUAUUCUUUUGCCCCAAUCUUAUCUCCUUUCCAAUUGAUUUAACUCGAACACCUUCUCUCUCUUCCCUGGACAUAUCAGACUGUAAGAAAUUAACUGACUUGCCCAAGGGGAAGCUUUGUUCUCUUACAAGGUUGAGAUACUUAUACAUCGGACCAUUCUCAGAAACCACCACAGAGUUGCAUUCCUUCCUCGACCUCUUUGAUGCUCUCCCACCACCGCACCCCUACUUCCCCUCCCUUUCAAUGUUACAUCUGCAUGGAUGGCCUCAUUGGGAAUCUCUGCCCGAGCAACUUCAGCACCUCUCUGCCCUGACAGAACUUUGGCUAUAUGGUUUUGGAGUAAAAUCAUUGCCCGAUUGGUUUGGAAAGCUUUACUCACUUGAAGAACUCUAUCUCUGUGGACAGCAGCAGCAGCAGCAGUAUCGACCCUAA
Molecule: messenger RNA, 3648 nt
Organism: Coffea eugenioides
Lineage: Eukaryota; Viridiplantae; Streptophyta; Magnoliopsida; Gentianales; Rubiaceae
Product: putative disease resistance protein RGA3
Exons: 2
Coding region: 1-3648 (1215 amino acids)
Biological process (GO): defense response to other organism
Molecular function (GO): ADP binding
Source: RefSeq, a predicted model, not a curated record